AUGCCCCAGACCCUGCGGCCUGAAACAGGAGACGCCGCCGCAGUGAGCAGCCAGCGCGCCACAGCCAGAGAGGAGAGCGCCAUCACCGCCGCGGCCGACCGCCCGGGCGCAGCGGCGAAGGCCCGCAGAAGCCAGAGACGCAGUAACAUGCUCCAAAAGGCCAGGGAAGCAGCCACUGCUGCAGCUGCUUCCAAGGUCUUCGCUGAUACCAUCACGCCCUUACUCCCACACCCAUUUCAGAGUUUCCUCAUUCUCUUUGGCUUAUUUUUGCUCAUGUGGCAAAUGCCACCUUUACUCAAAAGGAUAACCCUGAGCAAGCAAUCCACUGAUCCUAGAGUCCAGCUUCUCUGCCCCCUGCUCCCCUCCCCACCCCCCGGGAUGAAGUGGCCCCCUCUUCUGACCUUCCUGUGCCUCCUGGCGGCCCCGGCUGGCGGGAACCUGGUCCAGUUCGGGGUGAUGAUCGAGAGGGUGACCGGGAGGCCUGCGCUGCAGUACAACGACUACGGCUGCUACUGCGGCGUCGGUGGCUCCGGCUGGCCGGUGGACAAGACAGACUGGUGCUGCUACGCCCAUGACUGCUGCUACGGACGCCUGGAGAAGCUGGGCUGCGAGCCCAAAAUGGAGAGGUACCUCUUCUCCGCCACCAGGCACAGCAUCUUCUGCGCCGGCAGAACCAGCUGCCAGCGACGGACCUGCGAGUGUGACAAGAAGGCCGCGCUCUGCUUUCGCCGCAACCUGGGCACCUACGACCGCAAAUACGCCCAUUACCCUAACAGGCUGUGCACCGGGCCCACCCCGCCCUGCUAA
Rangifer tarandus platyrhynchus (Svalbard reindeer) is the source of this 807-nucleotide messenger RNA. The record is from the annotation of a GenBank genome assembly. Lineage: Eukaryota; Metazoa; Chordata; Mammalia; Artiodactyla; Cervidae.